Meriones unguiculatus (Mongolian gerbil) is the source of this 1652-nucleotide messenger RNA. RefSeq names its product C-type lectin domain family 10 member A-like. The coding region runs from base 646 to 1416 and encodes 256 amino acids. The record is from RefSeq and is a predicted model, not a curated record. The transcript has 10 exons. Lineage: Eukaryota; Metazoa; Chordata; Mammalia; Rodentia; Muridae.
UCGCUGAACGGCUGGUAACUGCACAGCUCGCCCUCGGUUUUGCUGACUCGCCCUCGGUUUUGCAACCAGCUCGUGAGCUGCCGUCGGCCUCGGGUGGCCUUCUAAGGCCACCAGUGCUGCUCUCCUGCUCUCCCCAAGGCAAGCACCUGCAAGAACCAGACUCACUCCGCGCCCGGUGCGCUGCGUCCGAGCUCACACUUCUAGAGGAUUCCGGCCAUGGCUGACUGGCCUGCUGGCUUCGGGUCUGUGAAGCGGAGACUGAAUGUCCGGAAACACGGACCCCUGAGCGCAGCACAAGGCUGUUUCCGCGUGGUCCCUCCCACUCGGGGGAUAUAGGGCCCCACACUGACCCACCUCUGCUCACUGCUGAGAGGAGCCUCACACUUCACACAGAUCCAGUUUGCACGUUCUGGUCAGCCCUGGUCAAGAAUUGAAUCAACCGUCUUCUGCCUCCAUUUCACUGUGCGCUUGGCCCAGUUCCUCCCCUGGCUCCAGGCUGUAUGUCCAGGACAGGCCUGGCCUCAAAACCCGGCCCGGGUAGAGCUAGCCAUAGCAGUAACGUCAGCUUUGACCUUACCUCUGAACUCAGCUGAGCCACGUUACAGUUCUCACAGCCGCAGAGGCCUUGUGAAAACCACGUAUGAAAUGACUGAGAUGACAACCACCUACGAAAACUUGGGUAACUUCCGGACCAAGGAGAAAAACCAAGAGACCGGAAAAGCGGCCCUGCCCAUCCUGUGCCGCGUCCUCUCCUGGACCCAUCUGCUGCUGUUCUCCGCGGGCCUCAGCCUCCUCCUGCUGCUGCUGGCUGUCGCCUACAUUGGAUCCCAGAGCCGAGGCUUAAGCCAGAAGGUGACUUCUCUGGAGAGCACGAUGAAGGAAAGGGAGCAGGUGCUCAAAACACGUCUGUCUGAGGUCACAGAGCAUGUCCAGCAGCUGGGGAAGCAGCUGAAGGCCCUGGAGUGCCAGCUGGACAGCCUCAGGACCAAAGGCUCGUCCACAGCCUGCUGUCCCUCGCCCUGGCUGCAGCAUGGAGGCAGCUGCUACUGGUUCUCCCAGGCUCAGAAGUCGUGGGCCGAGGCCGACAGGGCCUGCCAGCUGGAGAACGCACACCUGGUGGUGGUCAACUCCCUGGAUGAGCAGAAAUUUAUUGAGGCCCACAAGGGCCCUGUGGCCACCUGGAUGGGCCUGACGGACCAGAACGGGCCCUGGAGAUGGGUGGAUGGCACCGACUUAAACUCGGGGUUCCAGAACUGGAGUCCGGAGCAGCCAGAUAACUGGCACGGACACGGGCUGGGAGGGGGCGAGGACUGCGCCCAGUUCACCUCCGAUGGCCUCUGGAAUGACGACGCCUGCCAGAGGCCCUACCGCUGGGUCUGUGAGACAGACCUGGCCAAGGAAAGCCUGGCCACAUAACCUUCUCCUUCAGGGUCUCCGGCUGGGAAAGCCUGGACCCUGGACUCCUCCUGGCCGCUUCAGCACUCCUGGGUUUGGUUUGGUUUUUAUCAAGAAUUUUAAGGCAAGGAGAAGGGCUCAGCUUUGAGGUGGUGCUGUGGUGUUUGGAAAAAUGACCGUAUUGAAAUCUGUGAUAUUGUGUGCAGCGUAUGACAGGUGACUUUUGAAUGUAAGGAAAAUUAAAUACUUUUCGCUGA